Molecule: messenger RNA, 1355 nt
Organism: Nelumbo nucifera (sacred lotus)
Lineage: Eukaryota; Viridiplantae; Streptophyta; Magnoliopsida; Proteales; Nelumbonaceae
Source: RefSeq, a predicted model, not a curated record
CCAAAAGGGAAAGAACAAAGAACCGGAAGUACGGAGUACCUUCACUCAAUCACUCCGUCAGUCUGCUUACCGUCUCCGCCCCGCCCACCGUUCUUUCUCUCGACUCUGGCAAAUAUAUAAAUACCGAAGCGAGAUCCUCUCCCCCGCUCAACUUGUUUCCAAUCUAUCUUCCAACCCAGACUGUCUCUGAGAAGAGAUUCUCCGACGACUUCAACUUGUUCAUGUAUGACAACCAUCGAUUCCUCCUCCGUCGCAGAAUCAAGCAUGGACAACACCUCCCAUGACCACCUUCAUCUCCAUACCACCAACACGGUCGACAACCUCCAAAAGACCAGCACUAAGCACCGCCGUGCCUGCGGUGGUGACGGAUUUGGUGAUGACGGCGAAGCCCUGGCCGGAGAAGGCGAGAGGGAGGUCUGGGCGACUUUCAGUAAGAGCUUUCACCAGGUCCAGACGGUCUUGGAUCAGAAUCGUGUUUUGAUUCAGCAGGUUAACGAUAAUCACCAGUCCAAGAUCCCCGAUAACCUCACCAAGAAUGUUGCCCUAAUUCGUGAGAUUAAUGGGAAUAUCUCCAAGGUCGUCUCGCUCUACUCCGAUCUCUCUGCUAAUUUCUCCAAUAUUGUUCAUCGGCGCCGUGGUGCGAACGCCAAGAGCGACGGCAACAUCGACAGUAAUGACAAGGAGGAGUACAUGGAGGCCUGAUUCGGUAAUCUCAAUAAUUCCGUUUCCUACCACCAAGCCUAUGUUAAGUUGGUCUUCCUAACUCCUAAGCAUACUUCAGUAGCCAGUUAUUGCUUCUCGUUAAUUGUGUCGGAUUGGUCGUGUUCGCCGAGGGGGAAGAUAAGAUUUAGGUCUUCGGCUUUAAUGUGCCAGUGUGUGGUUGUCUUGUGUUUGUUGCUGGUUCUGUCAUGGUCGUGGGUCUGCUAGUGGUUAUAUUAUAAUGCUUACGUGAUGCUUUGUUAUGUUGUCUGUUGAAUUCUCUUAUCAGGAUAUUUUCUGUGGGAUUACGAUACCAUCUUCCUCUUUCAACUGCAUUCAUGACGAGCUCAAAAGCUCCAACAGAGGGUGCCUUCAUAUACACAGCUCAUGAGUGGCAGCAAGGCAACAGUCUGCAGAAAACAGAAAGAGGAUCAAAAUAUCGGCAUCAAGGGGCAUAUUGGUUAGUCAGUUUUUGAACAUGUAUCAUGGGAAGAAUGGAGACAGUCAGAUAAACCAAGAAAGAAACGAAAGAUUCGCAGAGAAACCCCCGAGGAAAAGCAUGUGGUUCCAUAUUCAUCUUUAUAUUAAACUUUUGUUCAAAUAAACCUUUGAUAAAUAGGGAAGGUUACCUGUGGCUGUGGCUGCCUUGUUCACAA